AUGCGCAUUCACACUGAGCUGCCAGUUUCCUCCGGAGGACGAGCAGCUCCAGGGCUGAAUUACAUGCGCAGUCCUGCCGUGAAUCACACAUCACCACGGCAACCGGCGUUCACACCGAGUCCCCGUCAGCAUCAGUGGGGUCCGAUCCCAUCCACAGACGACAGAGCACCGAACACCACAGCAUCUUCUCCAAUUUCUUUUGUGUCCUGGCAGUAUCCAGGAUUUGAGCAACAAGCAGCGCUGUCACAUUUGGUUAAAAGAACACAGUCUGAGUCAGUCUGACCUGAACAGUCUGUCCCUGCUCUCCAGAUAUAUCCAGGCAUUUGUUUUUAGACAGCCGAGCAGCUAUGGUGAAGCUAGGCAGCAAUCUGUCUGAUAAGCUGGAGAAACAGCCGUCUGCGGACGACGGCUUUGAUAACAUCCCGCUCAUCACACCCCUGGAGGUCAACCAGCUCCAGCAGCCGUUUGCAGACAAGGUCAUUGUAAAGACAUCAACACAAUAUCAGCUGCCGCAGAAGAAUAAGAACAAGCUGUAUGUGCCCAAUAUCAAGAAGCUGAAUAUCAACUUCUACAGUGAUGUUUCAGAGAAAGCCAAGAUCACAGGUCUGAUCCUCAUUACAUUGGCCUUCCUGACCAGCCUGCUCCUCCUGUUGAUGUACAAAGCCAUGUGGUAUGACCAACUUACCUGCCCAGAGGGUUUUAUCCUUAAGCAGAAGCACUGCACCCCGGCAGCUCUGGAGAUGUACUACACAGAGCAGCAGCAGCAGCAGCAGGGAGUUCCAGGCGUCCGCGACAGGGCCAACACCGGGCUGUACGCCGCCCUCAGCCACCUUAACCAGGUCAAGAGGACUGGGCCGGAGCUGCCAUCGCCAUGGUUACCAGUCAUCAGUGCUCUGAAGGAGGCAGAGGUGGCCAAACAAGGCAGCGAGCCUCUGCCAGGAGGACUGGAGGGAGAGGAGUGAAGGGGCUGACAGAAACGCAGGUGUUAAAGGUGGAAAUGAUGACGGGGAGGCAGCGUAGAUUAUUGUGUCUUUCUUCCCUCGUACAGUCCAUCGAAUCGCUUGUUUAUACUGGUGCUCCAAAUCCUUAAAGGUGUAUCUACUACACAUUUAAAUCAGCUAUGUAAACCACAUGUAUUUAAGAUGCUAAUACCCAACUGUGUGUGUGUGUAUGUGUGUGUGUGUGUGCGUGUGUGUGUGAGAGAGAGAGAGAGAGAGAGAGAGAGAGAGAGAGUGUUGUUGUGGUUAGAGGCAUGAAUGUUAAAAAAGUGUUGGAGAAUGUGGCUGACUUUUACAGUGUUACUGAGGUAUGAGUAAUCUCCGCCAUCUGCAUUCAGUGUGUGUGUAUGUACUGUACACUGCGGCUGCUCACCUAGGCCUACAUUUGAACACAUUUGUAUGCACAUUUGCGUUCAUGUGUGUGUGUGUGUGUGUGUGUGUGUAUAUGUGUGUAUGUGUGUGUGUGUGUGUGUGUAUGCAUACACUGUAUGAUUUGCAUACUUGUCUGAGAAAGUUGGAGGUGAGAGAAGAGAAGCGAGGUGAGAGAGCUCAGAGUGAGAACUGAAGAUAACAAGUUUUUAAUGAGACUAUACUGCAAGUUUCUCCUCAUCACUCCGUCUCGUUAUCGCCCCGUCUAUUCAUUUAGUUGCAGAGGUGGAAUGUGCGAAAUCAUCAGUGAAUGUGCUCACUCUUUAAACAUUAAGACAAGGAACUAUAAUUGACCAUUUCAAUUUUUUGUAUAUGUAUCUUAUUAUCCGGAGACUGUUAAUUGCAGUUCUGUGUGCGUCUACAGUUAGAGUCAGAGGAAAGUGUGUUUAAAGAGGCUCACACAGUGGUUUUGGACUAUUAAAAAUCUAAAACUACAACCUCUUUGUCAUUAUGAAUAAUUGUGUGUAGAAUUCAUCACCAAAAAGUCAAUUUAGUCUGUUUUAAAUUAAAUCUUAAAACACAAUAAAGUGUGCAACAAGUAAAUGGGCCUUAAAUCGUUCUGAAGCCACUCUUCAUUUUGAAGACUCUUAUUAUGUUACAUGAUGAUGUGAGCUACUUGCAGUAAUUAUAAAAAAACUUGAGAGCUUUUAAUGUAAUACUUAAAAACAAUCUAAAUUUCAAUAAUGCUAUAUGUUAAUGUAUGUAAGAUGAUUUUAAAACUAAUAAUAAUGUAAUAAUGUAUUAGUUUUCUUGCUAAAUUUUGCUUUUGAUUAAUGUUGCUGUAAGUAUUCUGUAAUGCCACUGUAAAUGAACAUGUACAGUAUAACUACAGGGUUGUCUCAUCAUGAUCCUUAUAUGAAUGUAUGAAGUAGCUGCUCUAAUCAUGCAGUAGAUGUAAUUAGUGCUUAUAAUGUACUACUUAAAAGCUUCUAUUGCCUACACAUGUUUCUAUUUAUUUUAUUAACAGACGAUUUACGUGUAUGUUUUUUUGGUGUCUUUUCAACGGUAAAGUUGUGUUUGAAAAUCUUGCUUUAAGAGCUCUUUCACAAUCCAGUGUUCAUCCAUUUUUAAGGGAAAAACUAUGUGAAACAAAUAUUGUUUUUCUUCAACCGUCAUCAGAAAUAGAUCAAAAUUCUUUGGCAAAUCUUGUAAUUUGUUUUUUUGACCUAUAUUUUCUCUUUGUCACUUUUUCAAAUGGUGGAUAUCUCAUUUUGAAACAAAACUGUUCAUGCGAGUGGGACGAAUGUGAGAUCCCAGCGCAGCUUGUCCUUUGGGGGUUCAAGUGCCAAACGUUUACAUCAGAUCCAUCUGCUCUGAUGACACUGUCUGAACAGAAAUAAAUGACUCAAGUGUGGAGUUGUCUCAUUGA
Messenger RNA from Perca fluviatilis (European perch), 2796 nucleotides. It is a transcript of the gene caly, whose product is annotated as calcyon neuron-specific vesicular protein. NCBI's taxonomy places the organism in Eukaryota, Metazoa, Chordata, Actinopteri, Perciformes, Percidae. Gene Ontology annotation, biological process: endosomal transport; G protein-coupled dopamine receptor signaling pathway; clathrin coat assembly. Gene Ontology annotation, molecular function: clathrin light chain binding. Gene Ontology annotation, cellular component: membrane; endosome. Bases 348 to 962 code for a protein of 204 amino acids. The transcript is spliced from 5 exons. The record is from RefSeq and is a predicted model, not a curated record.